AUGUCCACUAAAAUAUUUCUCGUCGUUUUUUUCUGUGCGAUAUCCAUCAAUGGCGAAUAUGUUAAAAAGAUGAUCAAGCUGUAUGGAAAGGUGACGGACGGAAGUACGAAAGAAACGACAACUGACACAAAUUCGUUUGCUUGCGUUGAAAAUUGUUUCCAAAACCCAUCGUGUGUUCUUUCAUUUUGGGAUUCAAGUGAGACGUGCGAAAUCUAUUUUGACCAAUAUGGUGGUGAAAUAACAGUAGAAGAAACCACAGAAGCAGAUCUGGAAAUUGUUGCUUUCAAGACAUUCCUCGACGAUUCCAACUGUCCAUUCGAUUAUAGAAACAUCACAAUGAACUUUAUUGAAAAUGCUGAUGAGGACGCGCUGGUAAUGAGCACAACUACACAAAGGGGAAUUAAAAUUGUAGGGCCUAAUGGUCUUUGGAUCAGAACAGACACUGGAUGGACAAUCUUUAUGUGA
Caenorhabditis remanei is the source of this 465-nucleotide messenger RNA. RefSeq lists its product as uncharacterized. Lineage: Eukaryota; Metazoa; Nematoda; Chromadorea; Rhabditida; Rhabditidae. The record is from RefSeq and is a predicted model, not a curated record. The transcript has 2 exons. The coding region runs from base 1 to 465 and encodes 154 amino acids.